GGAUGCUUGGAGGUAGCUGACCCCGUUUGCUGAUGGCGCAGGCAUUUCAGUCGGUGCAGGCGAUAGGUGCCUUAGCUGCAGUCCAAGCCGGUGCGGGCGCACAGUUCGCUGCGGUCACCGCAUCCACCAGACCAGCAGCACCCCGAGUGAGCAUGCGCAUCCAUUCAUCGCUUUACCCCUCGUGGUUGCGAUGUGAUCUCUCCCCCUCUGUAUAUCUGUGUAUGUGCAUCGUGUGUGUCAGCAAGAGGCCAGGUCGGAUGGAGGCAUUUUCGGCGCGUUCGACAUCUUCGGCAUGUGCACGUCGGGUGCAGCGGUCAAGCCGGCGGAGGCAGCAGCGGCCCAGGCCAAGAGGUCGGAGCAGGUGCUGUAUCUGCGGCUGUGCCUGCACUCGGCGACCAACCUUGCGUCAGCUGACGUGGCCAGCCUCUCUGACCCCUACGUGGACGUCAAGUUCCAGAACAAGGAGCACAAGACAAAGGUCAUCGACAACAGCCUCAACCCCGUCUGGGAAGACCUCUGGGAAACGGAAUUCAGGGUGCGUACGGUGGAGGGGCCUAUAUGUGUGUGUGUCGUGUGUGUGUGUGUGUUGGGAUGUUGCUGUGUGUGUUGUGUGGUGCAGGAUGGUUCGUCGAACGAGCUGCUGCUGACGGUGUAUGACAAAGACACACUCAGCGCCAACGACCCACUCGGCAACGUGACCAUCAAAGUGCCGUUCGAGCCCUCCAAAGUCAAAAGGUAACUAACGCGCCGACAAACACCCCCACGCCGCCAGCAGCCAUGCCAUGAUGCGUGGGUGUCGCGUGUGCAGGGAGGUUUUGCAGCUAUCGAACGUGCCAGGCGGUUGGUUCAGCAAGAGACCAGACAGCCGGCUGACGAUCCUGUACCAGGUCACCCCACCACCCACACCAGCUGACAACGACGGAGAUGCAUCGACACGCACGACCGUAUGUUUGAUUUGUGCAGGUGACCGAUUCGCUUCAGAAUCAGCCCGACCUGGUAGCGAUGGCGCAGCGGGCCCGUGACGCCGACGACAUGGAGCCCAAGACGUACAACCUCAGCAUCACCGUCUACAAGGUACCACCACCAACACACACACGAGAAACCAACACCUGAUCUGCAUUGCAUGCACGUGUGUGUCAGAUCCACAUGCUGAAGAAAAAGCCCAACGUGAGUGGGAUGGUCAAGGUGACGCUUGGCAGCGGCCCCAGCGCUGUGACGCACAACUCAACGGCCACAGCCGUCGACGAGAGGUCACGCACCAUACGGAUCGGUAACAGAGUGCAGGUACGCCAGACAUACACACACAGACACAGACACAGGCAAGGGAUGGAGAAGAAUGUGUCUUUCCUGUCUGUUCUGUGUGUAUUGUGCUCUCUGUGUGCUGUGUGUCGGUCAGGGCUGGACUCCCGAGCCGUUUCUGUUGGAGGAUAAGACCAUCGAGGACCUCAUGAUGCUUAGGUAUACACACACACACAUACACACACACACGUGUGCAGCGAGUGCCCCACACACAGAUACUGUUUGUUGCCUGCCCUUGUUCACUCAGGCUGAAGGUUGAAGGGCUCCUAUCGCACACGGCUGCCGAGGUGAGUGACCGAUCAGAUGCACCACCCACACCCAAUCGUUCCUGCCUCCGCGUCUUUCUCUGUGUGUUCACACGUGUCCGCCUUGUGUCCCUGUGUGUGUGCAGAAGCUUGGCGAGCAGGUGAAAGCGUCGGAGCGGGUCGGGGAGGAGAUCAAGAAGGAAAAAGGUGAGAGUGGCGCCGAGAGAGAGGGGCUUUCACACCGUCCGUCCGUCACUUCCGGUGUCUUGGUUUGUUGCAAUGUGCUGUCUGUCAGCUGAGGGCAAGAAGGACAGGCAGCACAAGCGGCACAAGCGGCUGCUCCAGCGCAAGAAGAAACGGGAUGUAGCCGAGGUAAGCACCAGCAGCACAGUCACCACACCCACCCCUCCGCCAUCUGCACCCCUCUCACCCUCCGUCGGUGUGUGUGUUGUUCGUUCAGUUGCCGGUUCAGAGUUUGGGCGUGUGGGAGGAGUCGCUUGACGAGUUCCACGACCACAUCACCGAGACCAAGACCCCCUGGGCCGCUCGGGCACUCCUGCACGACAUCCAACACAACCAACUCACCGGAGAGGUAGGUAACUCACAAUCUCACAAUGCAAGAACAACACAACAGACAACAGAACGCCGCAGGGUCUUACCCUUCCCCUCUCUCUCUCUCUCUGUGCGUGUGUGUGCAGGUGUUUGUGCAGAUCGACAUGUGGAGUCCGGCCGAUGAGGAGAGCCACGAGCCCCUCGACAUGGAGACCAUGGAGGAGAACAAGGAGCUCCGCAAGUCCAAGGGCUCCCACGCCGGCCUGGGCCGCGGCGCCCCCACCACCUACUACCUCUACGCCUACGCCGACUUCCUGCCCACCGUGGACGAGCCCAUCUUCGGCUUCGGCCGUCGGAUGGACAAGCACACGGCGUGCGACCCGUUCGUGCGGCUGACAGUGGCUGGCGGGGGUGCCAAGCCGCAGCGAGUGACGUCAGCCACUGUGAGUGACCGGCAGCGGGAGGUCAUGUGGGACGUCAUGACCUUCACACUGCCCGCCAACGCGUAAGUGCGAGGGGAUGGGACAUACAGGAUGACGGAGAGGGGAGGGGGGGGACACUUUCUGUCUGUGUGUACUUGUGUGUGUCUGUGUCUGUGUGAGGUGUGCAGGAAGCGGACUCGUUUGCUGGUGGAGUUGUAUGACAACGAUUCGGUGUCGCUCAUCUCACUCGAAGAGCUCAUCGGACAGGCACACACACACACAAAGACACACACACGCACGCACGCUGACUCACAGAGCUGACCCAUUUGUGUGUGUCUGUGGGUCGCUGUGUGCUUUCCGUGUUUGUUCAUUCAUUCAGGUUCAGCUGUUCAACUUGCCCCUGAAUCGCCGGCAGUGGUAUCACCUCUACGGAGGGGGCCUCCGGGCGCCCAGAGACGACUACGCACUUGCAAUGAUCAAGGCAGGCACCCAUCACACGCACACGAGCCACUCCAUGGUGCUUUCUCUGUCUCUGUGUGUGUGUGUGUGUGUGUCUGCAGGGGGGUGUGCAGCCGGCGAGUACGUACCGCGGGUCACUGUGUCUGUCGAUCGAUCAGAAGCGCGUGCCCAACAAGAAGGGCUGGCCGCCCCUCGUCACCCUGGCAGCACACCCACUUCGCCUCAGAGUGCGACUCUACAGAGGCCUCUACCUCUUCGACAUGAGGUCACCAACCAACUCACCACUUCCCCAUCUCCAUCCUGAACCCCACACACACUUCUUCUUGUGUCGUGUGUGUCUGUUUGUCUGUCUGUCUGACAGGGGCACGGAUCUCGGCGACACCGAGGUGACGGUGCUGAUCCAGGUGGCGGGUUGUGAGCUGCACCCGACCAAUCCCUGGGGCGAGCCGAUCGACGAGGACCCGCGGAAGGUCAAGGAGGGUGACAAGGGGGCCGUGGUGCGGCAGGUCAUCCCGGACAAGAUGCUCAAGCAGCUGCCCGAGGGCAACCCAGAUAUCCUCGCAUUCCCGGGCAAAGUCGACCAAGACGUGAGACCACGCCCACGCCCACGCGAACACACAUACACAAUGUGUCGAGUGGUGUUGUGUUUUGUGUGUGUGUGUGUGUGUGUGUGGACUUCUCUGUCAGGGUGUGUUGCGUCUGUAUCCGUGGAACCGGACGGCCAAGCAGAUGGAGCGUGACAAGAAGAACAAACGCGUCGACAAAACGGCCCUGGGGGUCGACACGGUCAGUGUGCCGCGUCUGGCGGUGUCUGUCAGGGAGGGAGGGAGGCAACCGACUUAUGUGUGCGUGUGUGUUGUGUGUGUGUAUGUUGUGUGUGUGCAGGAGCAGCCGACGGCAUGGGUGGAGCGCACCACUCCUGUGCUGCGGGUACUGCCCGACGUGAAAUAUGCAUACGUCUACAUCCAGGUCACUAAAAAUCACCAUCAUUGUCUGGCGCAACUCGAGGAGCAUUCGUGUGUGUGUGUGCCUUCCUUCCGUCCCCCUGUGUGUCAUGUGCUGUGUGUGAUGUGGUGCAGGAGAAGGGCCAGGAGGGGAAGCUCCCUCGCAUUUUCGGACGGUAGGUACCAUCUUCCUACAGAUAGAUGGGGGCGAUCAAUCAUUCCAUCAGGUUGGAGUUGAUCGACGCCCCGACGCGCAACCGCGACGAGGAGGGGCCCGAUGGCGGCGAACAGGCGUCACCACAGGCCACCAAGCCCGGCGAACGGAGAAGGCCAAACCCAGACUGGGUCAAGGUACGCACACACGCCCCGCACAUCCAUCCACUCACCAAACGAGAGCCAUCCAUCCAACCACUCUCCCUCCCUCCCUCCCUCCCUCCCCCUCCCUCUCAGCUCCACUUCGACCAGUCUGUGGUCCGUCUGCCCGAGGCCCGGUACCCAUCUGACUUCGCGGGCUGCCUGCUGGGGUCGGCCCAGUUCAUCCCGCCCCCCUUUGUGCCCAAGAAGCGCACCACCACAUCGACCGUGCCAUCAGAGGCCGGCGCCGGCGGGCAGAAGGAGACGCGCAUCGACAUGCCCUUCGGCGAAACCCAGCCCCCCUCGUCGCCGUCGGAGGGCGGCGACCCAUGGGACCUGGAGGAAAAGAUGAUUGAGUAAGAGACAGAGAGAGAGAGAGAGAGAGAUGUCGGCAUCUUGUGUGUGCCUUUAUUUAUGUGGAUGUCAGUGACCCUAGGAUGGCUCCGAAGAUAGAGGAGACGGCGUACGUGCCCACCCUGACGCACACAGUGGGGCUGUGCCAGUGCAGACCCCAGGUGGUCCGCGACGGCUCGCCAGGCGCCACCGUCGAGUUCGAGCUGGAGCCGCCACGACCCAAGCGCGAGGGCACAGAGGGAGAGGCGUUGGCGAAGGAGCCGUCUCCGUUCUUCCCGCCGCUGUACCUGCACGUGGACGUGCUGCAAGCGCGGAACCUGCCGUCGCAGGAUGAGGACGGGCUUGUCGACCCUCUCUGGGAGAUCUGCGUCGAGGACAAGGUGGGGUGGUGGGCUGGUGGGUGCAGAGAAGAGCGAGGUCGUGUGUGGAUUGGGUGUGCUGUCUUGUGUUGUCUUGUGUUGUGUUGGGUGUGACAAUGGACAGCGUGUGUGUCCUGCUCGUGGGUUCGUGCCCAAGUCGCUGAACCCCUCGUACCUGCAGCGGGUGGUGAUUCCCCUACCAGAGAUCUACUGCCCGCCACCCACUGGCCCGUGAGCACCAGCAAGACCAGCACCAUGGGGCACACACAUGACAUGUGGCGGGCAUGUGUGUGAAAUGGUGCAGGCGCUCACCCGGCUCGUUGGGACCACCCGAUUCGUUGGAGCGGUACGACGCUGUUGCGGAUGAGAAGGAGCGGAUGGAGAUCCCCCCGCCGCCCGUGCUGGUGAGGAUGUUCGACAUCGAUGAGGGCAAAGUCCCGGGCGCCGCUGUGGUGAACAAACAAACAAACCGACACACAUUCAUUCAAUCAGGCCACCCACCCGAGCACACUGACUGUCCCCGCCUGUGUGUGUUGGGUCGGUCGGUGGUCGUGCGCCGGGGUGCGAUGCAGUAUGAGGAGAUGGGUCAGAUCGUCGAGUGGCAGCCCUCCAACCUCGACUUCCUCAACACCUCGAAGCAUGUACGCACCCACACACCCACACACACAUACACAGACUGCCCAGGACCACCCAAUUGUGUGUGUGUGUGUGUGUCUGUGUGUGUGUGGUGUCCUUGUAGCGUCCGCUGGAUGUCAACGCGGUCCACGUCCCCCGCUGGUACGACCUGGCCCACGAGGACCAAGUCGACUAUGCAGAGCUGGACAGACCCAACAAGUCAGCAUAGCAGGCAGGCAGGCAGAUCACUUCAACACAUACACUGCUGUUUAUGCAGGCGGGCAAAGCACGCGAUGUGGCAGCGCAAGGUCAAGCUCCUGGCAGCCAUCGGCUACUCGCGGCAGUGCCCACCCGCACUCCUCUACCACCUCACACACGCUGAAGUCAAGGAGAAGCCGCCGAAAGGUCAGCCCCCUCUCCCUCUCUGCCAUGUCUGUGCUGGAUGGAUGGGUGGGUGGGUGGAUGGGUCGUCAGAUUUGCGCAACGGUCGUGUGUUGAACCAGAAGGCCAAGUGGAAGGUGCCCGUGAAGGACACCGAGGCCACAUGGGUGGAGUUCGUGCAGCGCGGCCUGGCGGGAGAGGAGCCGGUGGACGACUGCCUCAUCACACGCAUCACCAGAGAGCUCGCAGGUGCGCACACACAACCAAUCCAUUGCAUAUGGUUGGUGCGAUCGGUCCACCCACACACAGGUCAGGAGGAGGUGUUUGUGUUCGACUUCGACUUGCUGGGUCUCCGGCGGCUGGACGAAUUCUCCCGCACGGCCGACUACAAGCUCUUCGUCGACUCCUUCUGGCCCACACCGCCACGCGUCGAACUGUCGGUGAGACGCCAAAGCCAACCAGAGCCUUCUUCUUGGCAUCCAUCCAUCCAUCGUGUGUGUGUGUGUGUCAGAUCUCAGGGUCUGAUUUGCCGUGUCCGAACCUGACGUAUGCCGCCAAGGCGAGGGGCAUGUUCGAGGCCCUGGCCUCGGGGUUCUUCACGCAGGCGUCGGGGGCAGACGCCAGCCAGAGACGCAAGAUUUCCAGAAAGGACACUGAGGAGGGUAGGUGCGCACACAGGCAGACACACAGGCAGGCAGGCAGGCAGGCAGGGAUGUCUAGCUGGGGAUUUGGGAUUGGUUGCUGUCUGUGUGUGUGUAGAGGCUGUCGGCGUCCGCAUCACAUCUCCCCACUACGCCACGCCCAUGCUCGAGUACCUGCAGGUAACCAACAGCUGCCAACACAGCCACAGACAAUGAACCUACGCAACCCCCUCCUCUCUCCCCCUCCGCCUCCUUUCGUCCCCAUACAGAUUGAGCCCGAGGCCACAAUGACCGGCGUGACCAACAACGCCGCCAACAAUGUCGUCAACAAUCACGGCGUCCCGGACACCGCCCGCGACAGCAUCGGCAGCGGCAGUGGCGGCGCCGACACCUCCCGCGACACAUCCCGCUACCAGACGCGCGUCAUCAUGCCCGACCUGACCUUCCGCCUAGAAGGCCAGAAGCAGGCCACCCUGUCGGUGUCGCUGCAGGACUACAAGCACGUUGUGCAGUCGGGGACGCCAGAGAAGGAAGACGAGGACGACCUGCUGGUGCUGACACGUGAAGUGCAGGAGGUGGAUACCGCCGCACGGGCGCAGGGGGGCCUGGGGGUGGGGGGCAAGGCAGUCGCCAGACCGGUCCCCUUGACGGCAGAAAUAAAAGAGGUGGGGAGGGAGGGAGGGAGGAGAGAGAGAGAGUGGAAUGGCUGUGUGUGCGUGUAUACAGGCGUUUGACAAGAAGGCGAAGCCCAUGGAGCAUCUGGUCGCGAUGAACGCGCCGAUUGUCGAGGUCACUGUGGACAUCUACGCCGGUCGGUGUGACCACCAGCACUCUUCUGAAGAGUGAAUGAAUGAGUAUUAUUGCUGGUCGGUCCCGUGUGUGUGUGUGUUGUGUUGGUCAGAGGCCGAUGGCGAGCUGAUAUUUGACGAGGACGUCAAGGUGGGUCGGUUCAUCCUCGACCACGACCUCUUCACCAUCGGCCCCUCGGAGAUGCAGACCAUGAAAGGCAUCACCACCAAAACGGUCAGGGCGUGGCCUGGAUGACACGCCCACCGAGAGAGAGAGGGAAGGACUGUGUGCUGGCUGCCUGGCCUCUGCAGGACCAGAAGUUCAACCAAGACGACCUUCUCGUCAACGCACCUCCCGAGGAAAGGGCCAGGGCAUUCACCAACCCACUCCUCAUGGUAAUAGCUAGCAACAACCCACACACAACACAAGGCACACGCGAAACAUUCCUCCCUCCCUGUCUGUCUGUGCCAUUCUGUCCGCCCGUCCCAGGUGGACCUCAACGACAGAGGCUGGACGAGCGAAGAUUACGAGAAGCGCAAGCCCUUCGCCCCCCUGACCAUGAUGGCCGGACCCACCGCCCUCCUCGACCAGAAGACCACCAGACGCCCAUCACCACCACAAGGGGGCGAUCAGCAGACCGCUGCUGCUGCUGCCGCCAAAGCCAAGGCGGCUCCCAAGGCGGCCCCAGCACCGGCCUCCGGGACUGGUCCGCAGCAGUCGUCCCCGGCGGAUCUGUCGAGCCAGAUGGCGGCCCUAUUCGACACCGACAAGGCCAUCAAGGAGAACAUGCGGACCUUCCUGCGGCCGGUGGGGCACAAGGUCGACCUCAACGACAACAAAGGGUCAGCCAGUGAGUGGGUGGGUGGGUGGGUGGAUGGGCACAAGAACCAGACCGAAUGACGCGUUGGCCCUUUCUUUCUCGUCUCUCUCUCUGUUCUUCGGCCGGUCUGCUAGGUCUCACGUGUUGGCGCGUCUGCGGAUGUACAGCGUCGACAAGGCCGACACGACCAAGGGGUCGGCCAGGUCGGUGGCCCCAGUCACCUCGGCCCAGUUCGAGCCAUUCGAGGGCAUCGACUUCGAGCCGACCAUGAACAUAGUGGAGAUCAAGUCGCAGAUUGACGGGGAGGUCGUGUGGCGCACCAAGAAGCACCAGUACAAAGACGCGGGGGAGCUGCUGCUCAUCCUCAAGGCAGAGGACGGCUACUACCGAAUCGACGUGCCGACAUUCGACAUUCGGUCGGUCCAGAGAGGCGAAAUGAGGGAGAGAGAGAGAGAGAGAGAGGCCCAUGCAUCGCCUCUCUGUGUGCGUCUGUGUGUGUGGGUGUGGCAGUUUCCCGUACGAGACGGGCUUUUGGGUGUACGAGACCACCACACAGAAGUUCGAUGACCUGGAACGGGAGUACGCACAGACAGACAGACCUGCACACAACAGAGCAGUGUCGAUGGUCAUGUGAGCCAUGUGUGUCGUGUGUGGUGUGCGGUGUGCGGUGUGUGUCAGGGUUGAGCGUGAAGACAUCCGGAAGCAAAUCGCGAACCUCAAGAAGGGCAACAGGAAGAAACCCAAACACAAGCGAAGGGUUGGCAUGCAAGAGAGAGACAGAGAGAGAGUGGGAGCCUUGUGUGUCAUGCAUGCGAUGCGGUGUGCAUGUCAGGAGCACAAGGAAAAGAUCAAGGAGCUGAACCUGUCGCUCAAAGCCACAGAAAAAACCGAGCAAGAAUCGGUAACUAACUAACGGCUCCACACCACACACACCUACAUCAGCAAGUGCAGAGGGGUGUGUGUGUGUGUGUAGAAGGACCAGCCAUUGGGUCGUCUCCCGAAGCACCACACGCUUGACGCCUUUGGCAUCACGGCGACCGACAUGAAGACGCUCGGCUACAAGUACCCCCUCCCCAUCAGCAGGGGCGAGUUCGUCCUCAGACUCAAGAAGCGAAAGGCCAUCGUAGCUGACAGGUCAGCCAGGCGACCCACACAGAGCCCAACAUAUAUGUGUGUGUGUAUGGGUGUGUGUAGGGACCAAGUUGACGAGAGCGACAACACGCUGUUUUCGACGCUCAACCUGAAGCCCGUGUGCAACCUGGUGGAGCCGCUCGUCACCGGCGAGACUCUCAAACCCGUCGGACUCCUCAAGGUAGCCAGAUCAUUGAAACGGCUGGCAACCGAGCGAAGCGGCGGAUGCGUGUGUGUGUGUGUGUGUGUGUGAGCAGGGGCAUGUGUCGAUCAAGCAUCUCGAUAGCCGCAAGAAGGGCGAGAAGACCGAGGUCGCGAAGCCGCCGCCGCCGGCCGAGGGCAAGAAGGUGCAGGUGCAGCUGCCGCCCGCGGCCGCCGAGGACAAGAAGGUGCAUGAGUGGGAGAUGACGCCCGCCCGUCAGAUGAACUGUAAAGAGGUCAGUUGGUCACUUACACACGCAGACACACACACAGACGCUCCCCUGUGUUGUGUGUGUGAUGUCAGGAGCGUGUGAUGGUUCACGUGUACGUGUUGACGGCUCGCGACCUGAAGAACGUCGACAUCAUCGGCAAGUCGGAUCCCUUCCUCGAGAUCUCACUGGCCGGCAAGAAGGAGACAUCCAAGAAAGUCUUCAACGAGUCAGCACAGACACGCAUUAGCUUAGACACCGGAGCACGGCUGCCUGUAUCUGCUUGUGUGCAGGGAUUUGGACCCCGAUUUCUAUGAGCACUUCACGCUCAUGGCGACCGUACCUGGCGACUCGCUGCUCACCAUCGCUGUCAAAGAGAAACACACAGAGAGAGAGCUUUGGUCGUCCAUCUCCCCACACUCGUGUGUGUGUGUGUGUGUGUGCAGGUGAUGGACCAGGGCAGCGUGUCCAACACCUUGAUGGGCAAGGUCAACAUCGACCUAGAGGACAGGUAGGUGCACACCCAUUCCAUCCUCUGCCGCACACACCCCAUCCCUUGUCUGUUGUCUGGUCUGCACGUCUCUCUCUUUCUGUGUGCAGAUGGCUGGCACUGCAGCGGCGCAAGCCCACUCAAGAGGAGAAGGACAAGUGAGCAAACACACAUUCCCCCUCCCCUCCCCCCCAACACACACGCACCCUCCCUGCUGUCUCUCUCUCUCUCUCUCUCUCUCUCUCUCAGCACAUUAGAAGUAGAGAUCAAGGAGGACGGCUCCUCGCCCACCUUCGGGCCCAGCAGCUCCGGCUCGCCAUCGCCACUCGUCCGGGGCAGCAGGGGCACCAGUCAAAAGCUCUCCAUUCCGGGCGGCAGCCGUGCCGCCAGUGCUUCUGCUGCGGCCGCUGCUGCCGUGGCGGUCAAGAAGGAGACCUUCCUGCCGCCGCGCAAGAACAGCCCAAUCGAGAUCAUGCCGCUGCGCAUGGGCGACGGCGGCGAUGGCCUCACCACGGGCAAUCUCAGAUACUUCAUAGACCUGGUGGGUUUGGUUGGGGUGGGUGGUGGCGGGCGCAGACAGGGAGGGGCGGUGGUUUGUUUGUGCGGUCGGUGUCAGGUGCGCGAGGCCGACCCUUACAAGGAGGUGGGUCUGGCGGAGUUGAGUUUCUCCAUCGAGUUUGAGCUGCGCGUCAUCGUCUGGAAUGUCACGGACAUAUCCGUCUUCAAAGACAUCGGUCGGCACACCACACCACACCACACCCACUCACACCGCUCUCACUGUUUGGUUGCUUGACUUACAGGAGGUCGGAACGACGUCAUGAUAGAGAUCACCUUGUCGGUUUGGAACUUCUUCGGCGAGGUCACCGAGACGACCCUGCAGACGGACGUGCACAAGUUCGCCCGCGAGAGGGCCAACUUCAACUGGCGCAUGAAAUUCCCAAUCAAGCUGCCCGCCGCUGCUGUCGAUAUGAAGGUGCGGAUGCGCGUGUGUGUGGCCCUUGUGUGUCUGUGUCCCUUGUGUGUUGGGUGGUGGGUGUCCUGACGUGUGUGUGUCUGUGUGUGGAUGGGUUCGUUAGUGUCGGAUUGUGGACUGCGACACGCUCUCUGGCGACGAUGUCAUCUACGACGAUGAGACCAUUCCGCUCGACGACCUCUGCAGGUACUCUUGCACACGACCGUCCCUCUCUCUGUGUGUGUGGGUUGAUGGAUGGAUGGAUGAGUGGAUGAGUGGAUGAGUGGUGCAGGUACUCGCUGAAGCAGAAGAUGGAGCACAGGCCGCUCCUGCCCCCCCUGCAGUACCCCGUCAUCUUCGACUCGCCCAGACAAGACGACUUGUAAGCAACCCGCCCAUCCACCAACCCAUCAGCCCGAACACGUGUCCAUGUGCGUGCGUGUGUGUGUGUGUGUGUGUGUGCAGUUUGGGGAGUCUGUGCGGGUCCUGUUGUCCGACCCUCCGGUGGGGCAGCCUCUGCUGCCGACCCCCGCCUGACGAGGACGACGAUGACGCCCCACGACGGGGCUGCUGCGGACGCCGGAGGGACAUGUACGCGAGCAACUGCACACACACACAUACACACACACCCAUGUCUGCGCAGCUUGAUCACGCCCGCCAAGUUGUCGAUGCGUCUGGAGAUGGUGCCGAUGGACGUGGCCAAGGCCGAGCCAGUGGGGACGGGCCGCAGCGAGCCCAACGUCAACCCGUUCCUGGGCGAGCCGCAGGACAGAGUCGAGUGGUCCCUCUGCCUAUCGGUCAGCCACACAGGCGGGGCGGGGCUGGUUCAGUCACUGGUGCACAGUGCGAUCGAUGAUGCGUGUGUGUCCGUGUGUGUGUGUGUGUGUGUGCGUCUUCAGAAUCCCUGCAAGUUCCUGGAGAUUCUGAUUGGCAAGGACAUGUACCGGUGCCUCACCUAUGGCAGCUGCUGCCUGUGCAUCCUGCUGGUGGUGGCCCUCGUCCUCUUCCUCAUCUUCAUGGCCGUCCAGACCACAGUAGUGCCGUUCAAAUAAAUGAACAAACAGAUAGAUAGACGUAGAUAGACAGACGUAGAGACGGCCGGCAGCUGGCUGAGAGAGGGGUGAGAGAGGAGCGG
This is a messenger RNA of Vitrella brassicaformis, 12352 nucleotides long. Lineage: Eukaryota; Vitrellaceae. The record is from the annotation of a GenBank genome assembly.